GAUUUUGUAUUAACUGUGAAGUCCAGAGAGGGUGAAGUUAAAACUGCAUACAGCGUGGAACAGGUCUGUCUCUUGUCGUUUGUUGCAUAUAUUGUUAAGCGUUAUAAAUAUUAAGUGUUUUAAAAAGUUACGGUUUGGGGCAAACAUCUGUAAACAGUUAAGCAAGAUAACUUUAAAAGGAAGAAACGUUUUUAAAUACGUUUCCCCCCUCACAGCCGUGCAGAGGGGGUCAUGUCCUUUGCGAAAGUGCUGCGUUGUCCUACAGUCCCACUCUCCAAUGGUCUGCAGAUUCCAAUACUUGGACUAGGUGCGUUUUUUUUCUUAAAAUACUUUUGCAAACAUAAAAUACGGAUAAAUCUGUGACUUUGUUAGUAAUCUGUACCUUCUUUGGAAGUUCUAAGUGGCUUUGCACACUAUAUUUCUUUUCUGGAUUAUUUAUUAAGUAAUCAUAACAUACCACAGAGCACCCCAACUCUUGUGACAUGCUGACCAAAACAGAAUUUGAUGGUUUCCAAAUGAUUUAGAGCCCAAAUUGAAAAUAGAGUAAGGACAAAUCAUUCGUUGAAACUGCUUUUUUUUUAUUAAGGAAAAUAUAUGUCUCAUUUAAAAUGUGAUUCUAGCAACAUGUUUCCAAACAGCAGGGACUGGGUUAUGUUUAUCCUGGUGUGUCACCUCUUCUUUUAACAAUGACUUUGGCAACACACAAGCUUUUCUGGUUCUGAAUGUUUACAUUUUCUCUCAAUACCAGGCACAUCCCAUGAUGGUGGAUUCUCCCAUGACGCUGUCGUGUAUGCACUCACUGAGUGUGGUGUGCGACACAUAGACACAGCGAAACGUUAUGGUUGUGAGGAGAAACUGGGUAAAGCCUUACGAGAAAGUGGGAUACAAAGAAGUGAGCUGUGGCUCACCAAUAAACUGUGGCCUGGUGACUACGGGUACACAGCUGCUAAGAGAGCUUGCAUCAAGUCCUGCUCACUGAUGGGGGUGGAAUACUUUGGUAGGAAUUUGGAUUUAGAGUAAACCAAACCAAACCAAACCAAAAAGCUGUUAAGUUCAUAGAUAUUUACUCAAAUCUGCCCUUUUUCCAAGAUUUGUAUCUGAUGCACUGGCCAGAAGCAAAGUGUUCCAGCAGCUCGAACAGAGAGAUGAGAGCUGAGACCUGGAAAGCUUUGGAGGAACUUUAUAGAGAAGGUACAAAUGUGAAAACAUCAUGUCAGAAUACAGGAACACAGCAAAUAUGAUUGUGAUACAGCGAUCAGUGAAGUUCUCUGUUGUCAUCAUAGGAGUGUGCCGUGCUAUUGGAGUGAGCAACUUUCUGGUCCAGCACUUAGAACAGUUGAAGGAAGACUGUAGCGUGGUGCCGCAUGUGAACCAGGUGAAGGUGUUUAUGUUUGUUUAUGUGUUUUUCCAAGAGGGAUUGAAAAAAGAAAAGGCCUGUACUAGAAACAAAAAGAAGUAGUAGAGGCAAGUAUUGAAUUUAUAUGAAGUUUUUCAAAUAUAGAAUAAAAGUUUCAUAGCUGAAGGGUCAGAAGUGUUUUAAUUCCUUUUUCAAUAAGGAUGGGUACUUUUAGAGUUUAGAUUGAUACUCUGAACAUCUGGGUCCCACUUUAUCAUGUAUCCCAGAUAUUUUGGGAUGAAUGAGAAACUUAAAUAACUUUAUCCUAAAUGUAUUGUUUAGUCAUUGCAUCCUUUCCUGACAUGAACACAUGUUUUCUUUGCUGUCUGGAGUGACUCCUCCAUGAUUUGUUUUAAUGUUUGUCAUUAAAAUAACCUGCCUUACCAGGUGGAGUACCAUCCAUUCCAGCAGCCCUACAAGCUGAUAGAUUACUGUCGUCAGGAGGGAAUUGUGUUUGAAGGCUACAGUCCUCUGGCUAAAGGUCAAGUCUUCAGAGACCCCUCUAUUCUCCAGAUCGCAGAAAAGUACAAACGCACACCCGCCCAGAUCUGCAUCCGAUGGAGUAUUCAGGUACACAUACAGUAGUUCUGACAAACAAAGUAAAUGUUUUCAAUACCUAAUGCAGCAUCUCCAUUUUCCUCAGAAUGAAGUGGUGACCAUACCAAAAUCCACCAAAAACAAGAGGAUACAAGAAAACUGUCAGGUGAGUCAGAAAACUACAUGCAUCUGCACUGCAAAAACAGAAAGUAUUCACAACAUUACAACUUCCAUAUCACAGCUGUUCAUUAUUUCUUUUCACUCUUUAUUUCUUCUUCCUCCUUUUCUCUGCCUUCUCCUCGCACACAUCCUGCAGGUGUUUGAUUUCCAUCUGGAGGAUUCAGACAUGGCUGCUAUGAGGAAACUGCACGAUGGGAGGCACGUGACCUGGGAUCCGACAAAUAUAGUGUAACCAUAUUAAAUCAGAAAAUAUAAGGCAUGUCUGUCUAUCUAUAUCUGUCCGUCAGACAGUUGUUUAGAUUUUAUACAAGAACUGGACCAAAUUUUUCUUUAGGAUGUAUCCUUAGUUUAUCCAGAAGAUAAUUGUAUUUAUCAAUAUGUGUUCAAAUAUGUUGUUUAUUUCCUGUAUGAUAAAUUAAGAGAGAUAAGAACUGUAAUUAAUGUCUCGCUGAUCUCUGUGGUACAAGUCGAACAACAAACCACACCAAUAUCAUUCAAUGGCAUCAUGUUUCUCAUCAUUUCUGUGUUGCUCUGGCUGUAGUGGGACAAUUGAUUAUUCUCCACACCAGUGGCGGAUUUAGGGGGUGGCUACUUGGGCUCAAGCCUCGGAUGUUUUCCCAAGAGCCCCGGAUCUCGGAUCUGAGCUGGUCUGAGUUUAAUGUGCAGUACUUGAGUUCACCAGAGAGAGGCAGCAUGCGCAGAAAAGCAGCCUGUAGCCCUUCUGUUCAGAUGAGGAAGUGUUUCCCUCUAAUGACUGUUACUACUCCUAAAAAACUACUUAAAGAUUGAAGAACAGAGCAGUAAAGGACAGCAGAGGUGUCAUCCAGGAUCACAGGUAUAGCAGUAAGGAAAUAAGAUGCAUUUUAUUAUACUUCAUUUUACAUCUUUAGUUUGUGAUCAGUCUGAAUAACCUUUUGUGACUUCAACAAUGCUAGUGGUAGGACAUUUUUAUCAUUAAAAGGUCUGAAUUUUUCGUGCUCUCCUCCGUGUCUUUUGCUGGCUUUGAACUGUUGCUAAGUUGAAGUAAAAAAAAAAUGUAGUUUUGUGUGCGUGGUAGCAAAAAAAGAUGGAAAAAGUAAAUCCGCAUCUGCCCCUGAGAUCACCUAGAAUCCUAGAUCAGCCCCUGCUCCACAUUGAUAUUAGAUUCAAUCUGCUCCCAGGUCAAACAGGGUGCAUUUUUACCAAAAAAUGUGGUCGGACCCUCACAACAAGCCCAGCUUGUUGGAGUUGCCGAAUUCGUCUGGUUUGACCAUAAACCCCUCCAUUCCCCCACCCCUCAGUAUCACUCUGCAGCCUACACUGUCACUGGAGGGCAUUUGAAGAACAAGGGCAGAUUUUGGUUUCUGCUAAUAAUGGACCAGAUCUGCUGAUAUUGAAUUAUUAGAUGACAUUUUUUUUUAAUUUGCUUUGACUGAAAACCAAAACUGUUUGAUUAACUUAAGCCAUUUGUGCAAGAGUUUGAACCAUACUGUAUACAAUGCUGCUGUACAAUGCUACUGCGCAAGUGGUGAAGUGCGUACAACUCAACUGCGUAAUGUUGGUUUCAGGAAAUGGUGAAAAAUCACGGAAAUCCUGAGAGAUUUUCAACUUCAAAUCCGUAUACUGGGGAGGAUGGAACCAAGUUGUCCAUAGUAUAUACAGUCUAUGAUUUAAACCCAUAAAAGGCACGGAAGAGUAUUUUUUCUAUCCAGUAUUAGACAAAAUUCAAAAGUGUUCGGUAUUAAUUUAAGUUACUUUACACAUCAAGAUGUAUUUCUUUGAGAUUUGAGAGUUCACUAGAUUGUAUCGAAAGAAAACUAAAUUACAGUUUAAAGCAGAGACUCACCGGACAGACUUUGACGAAUAAAGCUCAGACCAAGUAAGUCAUCCCCUAUUUUGCUUCAGGGGCUGAGCUCUUACUGUACCAGCUGUUCCAGUUUUGGCUCUGAGUCCUGUUAUAAAGAAACUCCAGUAUGACAGACUGUAUAGUGACAGACUGGUUUUAGGUUCUUGUGUGUUUUCAGCUCCCACUUGGACUACACUGCUCCAGUCUUCAGAGGAACCAUGUCAACUGCAGACACCUGCACUUUUCCCACUGUAAAACUUUCCAAUGGGGUGCAAAUGCCAAUUUUUGGAAUAGGUAAGUAUUGCGUUUUCAGUAUCUUUAGAACAGUGUUGAGGAUGUUUUUAGCUUGAUGUGUUUUGUUGGUGUGUUAUGAGUUAUGGAGACAGUUUUUAUAGAUGGUUUAAACUCUGUUUGUUCUCUCACUCUAAGGCACAUCCCAGGUUGGAGGUUUCUGUCAGGACACGGUCCUUUACGCACUCCGAGACUGCGGUAUACGUCUCAUCGACACAUCCAAGUAUAAUGGCUUUGAGAUCCAGCUGUCUGAAGUUAUAAAAGACAGUGAAGUACCGAGAAGAGAUCUGUGGGUCACUAAUAAACUCUGGCCUGAGGACUAUGGAUAUGAGACCGCCAAGAGGGCCUUCCAGAAAUCCUGCUCACAGAUGGGGGUGGAAUAUCUGGGUGAGGAGGAACGGGGUUGCAUUCCUCUUUUAUGUACACAUUUCACGUCUUUUACUCUUGCCUCAUUCCUGAUUGUCUGUUCAUCUCAGACAUCUAUAUGUUACACUGGCCUGGUGGAAUGCAGCCUGGUCGCUGCAACAGAGAGCUGAGAGCCGAGGCUUGGAGAGCUUUGGAGGAGCUGUACGAAGAAGGUAAAAACUUGAUGAAACACACCAAACUGUUUAACUUUUCUUUACCAAGAUUAGUAAAAAUAUCUGUUUGAUUAAGCUUGUGUGAGUUACUUUAUUAAAAUCAAAUUUCUAUAACAUGAGACUGACUAUACUUCACUGUAUCGAUCUCUCUCUAUUAAAACAGGGUUGUGUCGUUCCAUCGGGGUUAGCAACUUCAUGAUUCACCACCUGGAACAGUUAAAGCAGGACUGUACUGUGGUGCCACAUGUCAAUCAGGUAAGCCUUUACAACAUUAACAGCAUGUAGUUAAAGUUCAAUAAAGAGACGUGACUGUGGUUUCAUGUGAGGAUUUCUGUUGCGCCAUCAGGUGGAAUACCACCCAUUCCAGCAGCCCACUGAGUUAAUGGAGUACUGUUGCAAGAAGGGAAUUGCAUUUCAGGGGUAUUGCCCUCUGGCUAAGGGUCAAGCCCUGACUGACCCCACUAUUAUCCAGGUGGCACAGAAAUAUGGACGUACACCUGCUCAGAUCUGUAUCCGCUGGAGUAUCCAGGUAAAACACCCUGUUAUGAAUAAGAUUUAUAUUUACAUAAGGAAAACUGUCACUUAAUUCCCUUCCACAAAUAAUUCACUGUGACAGUUUCACCACGUUUGAAUGCAUUUAUAGGUGCUGUAGAUUUUAUCUCACAGGAGUCAUCAAAAACACACAACACAAGUGAAAACGAUCUAAAGCUUCAUGUUUUUUUUUUUGAGUUAUUCAUUCUUGUACUCUUUUUAAGAAUGGAGCCAUUACCAUACCAAAGUCAACCAAAAGGGAGCGUGUGCUAGAAAACUGUCAGGUAAAGUGAACAUAAAUGACCAUCAAUGCUUCUCAUAAUCUAUUUAGUGCUGAUUAUUCGUAGUUCACCAACAGCCUCUUUCUUCUGUUUUCUUCCCUUUUAUACUUUUUUUUCAGGUGUUUGGAUUCCAGCUUGAGGAAGAAGACAUGGAGACCAUAAACAAGUUGCAUGAUGGUAGACAUGUGUCCUGGGACCCAACUAAUGUGGAGUAGCACACUGACACAAUUUGCUGUAAAAUAUAGUUGAACAGCAUUCGUGGCUUCUUUCCUUUGAUAAAUAAUAUUGUUCUAUGCUUUUAUUGUGAAAUAAAUACAUAUCAGUACAAA
Messenger RNA from Xyrichtys novacula (pearly razorfish), 5948 nucleotides. NCBI's taxonomy places the organism in Eukaryota, Metazoa, Chordata, Actinopteri, Labriformes, Labridae. The record is from the annotation of a GenBank genome assembly.